Messenger RNA from Schizophyllum commune H4-8, 636 nucleotides. RefSeq lists its product as uncharacterized. The coding region runs from base 1 to 636 and encodes 211 amino acids. NCBI's taxonomy places the organism in Eukaryota, Fungi, Basidiomycota, Agaricomycetes, Agaricales, Schizophyllaceae. The record is from RefSeq and is a predicted model, not a curated record. The transcript has 2 exons.
AUGUACCACGACAAGCGGUUUCAAGUGGACCCCGGUUUUCUGUUCGUGGCGUUCAGCCACCACCAAGUGAAGGCCUCCUCCACUCAAAGUUUCUUGGUUGCGCGUCGCGAGAACUUUCCGUCGGUGGCAGACCGCUUUUUAUCGUUGGAUAUGGGAGUGUUGAGAGACCUCAUUGCGCGAAUGUCCGCAAAGGAGGAUAUCAUUCCCGAGACCGAAGACGAGAAAAAGUGCUGGCGGGUCAUACAAGACCUAGAAACCGUCGCCGUCAAAGUUCAAGGGUCUGCAGCAGGUCGAAAGUGGAUGCGUACCGAGAUCUGGUCUUUGAUGGCGCACAUAGGAUCUCCAAUUUGGUACAUUACUAUCGCGCCCACCGAUAUCAAACACCCUAUUUGUUUCUAUUUGGCUGAUUUAGACCAAGAGUACCGACCCAACAUACUACCGCCAACAGAGGAUGCAGAACGAGACGCUCGCUUCCGUGCAGUGAUCAGUAAUCCUGUCGCGGGGGCACGAUUCUUCCACUUCGUAAUCCAGUCCUUCAUUAAACACGUCCUCGGCGUCAACGAGGAACCAGGACCGGGCUAUUUUGGCGAGACCAGUGGGUACUAUGGUACUGCGCCCCACGGCCGGCAGAAAUAA